Messenger RNA from Dendronephthya gigantea, 2340 nucleotides. RefSeq lists its product as uncharacterized. NCBI's taxonomy places the organism in Eukaryota, Metazoa, Cnidaria, Anthozoa, Malacalcyonacea, Nephtheidae. The coding region runs from base 1 to 2340 and encodes 779 amino acids. The transcript has 2 exons. The record is from RefSeq and is a predicted model, not a curated record.
AUGGCCGACGAGGGUUCAUCUACAACGCCUCAAUCGUCAUCUGAGCCUAAUACUUCUACUUCAUUGGGUGAGCAAGCUUCAAGAUCGUCAUUGCUACCUGGCUAUGUUUUUAAACCGCCCGAGCCAGUUAAGUUAGCGAAGAAUGGCGUAGAAAAUUGGAAAAUAUGGAAACAGCUUUGGCAGCAUUAUUGUGUUGUGUCUAAUGUUGAACAACACCCAGCGGCCUUUAGAAAGUCGCUUCUCAUAUCGAAGAUGGGAGUCGAAGCUUUGCAGAUAUAUAAUGGAUGUGAUCCACUCGAUACGGAUACUGCUGAAGAUAUUCUUAAUAAAUUGGACGCACACAUUCUUGGGGAAACCAAUGAAACUUUUGAAAGGUACAAGUUUAACACAAGAAUUCAAAAGUCUGAUGAAACUAUCGAUGAUUACUUGGCCAGCCUCAAGACUCUAGCUAAAACUUGCAAUCUCUGUGAAUGUUUGAAGACGUCUCUUUUGAGAGAUAGAAUCGUCCUAGGUGUGAGAGAUGAUGUCACACGAAAGCGUUUAUUGCAAGAAGGAAAGCUUACCUUACGUAAAGCCCUAGACAUUUGUCGCACACACGAGAAAACCACCAGCCAGUUGAAAGUCAUUGCUGGGAAAGAAGAUGAAGUGCAUCGAGUAAACAUCAGUAAAUACAACCGAAAGUAUUCAGCAGCGGCGAGAAAUGCUAAAGGAUAUCAAGCCGCGAGAAAGACUAAUGAGGUGAGUAGCAAGUUAACUCACAAAGGGAAAAUUAACAAAUGCAAGUUUUGUGGUGCUGAACACAUAAUGAAGAAAGAAGCUUGUAAAGCAUGGGGAAAGCAGUGCAAUAAAUGCAAAGGUUUAAACCACUUUGCCAGGUGCUGUUCUGCCCUGAAACCAACACAUGUGGUGAGAGAUGAUUCUUCAUCAGAUUCUUCCACCGAAUGGGUGUUUCCAGUAAUAGCAGAAUCAGUGAACUCUGUCUCUACUGGCGCUGUUUACGCAGAAAUGUCUCUUGAGGAUGGAGGAAAGGUGAAAUUCCAAGUUGACUGUGGAGCGACAGUGAACGUUAUACCAAAGAAAUAUGUUCAUGAGGACAUACAACUGGAAAAGUCACAGACUGUGCUUAAUAUGUAUAACAAGUCAACACUGAAACCAGUUGGAAGAUGCAGAAUCAUUACCAAGAACCCUACAACUGGAAAGAAAUACAAUGUGAUGUUUGAGGUGGUUAAGCAAUAUCUGACACUGUCUCACGCUCUACUCAGCCGAAGAGCAGCUGAACAAAUGAAGCUCAUCACCAUUAAUUAUGGUAACUUUAAGCAAGUGCAUGGAGUUGCUGAUGGUGUGUCAACACUUGUCUCUGAAUAUAAGUCAGUUUUUGAUAAUAACACUGUUGGAAACUUUUCUGGUAAAGUAUCCCUUAGAAUUGAUGGCAAUGCCAAGCCUGUGCAAUGUCCUCCACGACGUGUACCCAUUGCUGUCAAAUCUGCUGUUGAACAAGAGCUGUACAAUCUGGUUCACCUUGGUGUUAUCAAACCUGUAACAGAGCCAACUGAAUGGUGUUCUCAGAUUUCUGUACAGAAGAAGAAGGAUGGUAAACUUAGAGUAUGCAUUGAUCCGAAAGUGCUGAAUGAAGCUCUCCAGAGAGAGCGGUACCCACUUCCUACCAUCGAUGAUGUUCUGCCAGAGCUGGCAAAGGCAACAUUCCUUAGUAAAGUUGACCUCGCUCAUGGUUACUGGCAUUGUGAGCUAGAUGAAAAAAGCAGCUACCUGACUACAUUCAUUACUCCAUUUGGGAGAUUUCGUUGGUGUCGCCUACCAUUUGGUCUAAAAGUGAGUGCCGAAAUUUUCCAAAGAAAGCUUAAUGAAUGUUUGAAUAACUUGCCAGGAACUGUGUGUGUAGCUGAUGACAUUUUAGUGUUCGGAUGCUCUGAAGAAGAUCAUGACAAUAAGCUUCGAAACCUCUUUGAUGUGUGUACGAAGAAAGGCAUCAAGCUCAACUACAAGAAAUGUGUUUUCAAGACAAGUGAAGUUGAUUUCCUUGGUCACGUAGUCACCAGUAAGGGACUAAAACCUGACAUGAAGAAAGUUGAAGCCAUUUUGAAAAUGGAAAAACCAACUAAUGUUGAUGGAGAUGUGGAAUGGGAAUGGACAGAAGAGCAAGAUAGGGCAAUGAAAGAAAUUAAGAAUCUUGUGACAACUGCACCAGUACUCUCCUACUACGCCCCAGAGAAAGAGCUCGUGAUCCAAUGUGAUGCUUCAAGUACAGGAAUUGGAGCUGUUCUUCUUCAAGAUGGAAAGCCUUUGGGAUAUGCAAGUCGAGCUUUAACAGCCAGAAUGUGA